Suillus paluster is the source of this 723-nucleotide messenger RNA. RefSeq lists its product as uncharacterized. The coding region runs from base 1 to 723 and encodes 240 amino acids. The transcript has 3 exons. Lineage: Eukaryota; Fungi; Basidiomycota; Agaricomycetes; Boletales; Suillaceae. The record is from RefSeq and is a predicted model, not a curated record.
AUGGCUGAGUCCUCCACAACAAACUCCCUUGGCCUUGAUUUCAAUAAUCUUUCCAUAAAAGACACAGCUGAACCUCCUCAAUCCGAUGCAGAUGGGUCACAGGCACCAGAAAAUCAGUCAGUAGAUGUGGAGUCAAGGGACGUGAAGGAGAAGAAGAAGCCUUAUGUGAACACUGAGCGCGUCAACACGGGCGGAGCGCAGAGGGAGAAAAUCAGUGAAGAAGCGCUUGCUGAACGGAUGCAGCGUAUCAAGGAGCAGAACGAGAAGAUUAAACAACGCAGAAUUGACGUACAAGCGGACGAAGACGCAUUCAAGAAGACGCAGGAAGCUGACCGUCUUCGUCAAGUCAAACAGCGCAAAGUGCAGAAUGGCGUUGACCGCACCCGCGAGCAGAACGCUCGGAGAAAAAUGGACAAGAUGCAGAAUCGUGAAUGGGACUCUGGGAAGUCCACAAGUGACUGGAAACAGGCGAAGAAUCCUGUUCCAGUUGAUGGAUCCGAGGCUACUCCCAGUUUCUCGCCAUCUGAAAACAGGGGAGGAAGAGGCCGGGGAAGUGGAAGGGGAGGACCAUCGAGAGGCCGUGGGCGCGGGCGCGGAGGUCCAUCUGCAGUCGGAUUUGCCAGUCCAGCCAAUCGCACUCAGGUUGCUGUCGCUUCUUCCUCUACCAACGAGGCUACUCCCGUCGCUUCUGAGGAGCCUGAGGCAGUUGGAGUUGCUUCAUGA